Messenger RNA from Doryrhamphus excisus (bluestripe pipefish), 5503 nucleotides. It is a transcript of the gene scara3, whose product is annotated as scavenger receptor class A, member 3. The record is from RefSeq and is a predicted model, not a curated record. Lineage: Eukaryota; Metazoa; Chordata; Actinopteri; Syngnathiformes; Syngnathidae.
AGACCUGUUGGCCAACAAGUCCAACACUUGCAGUAACGACACCUGCUGGCAGGUUUAGAAAGCGUACUUGUGAAAAUAGCAUGGGCGCUAAUGUGCAGGUUGUUCAAUUCCAGCUAUUUUUUGGACUUUGCAAGGUCACGCGUACUCAAGGUGCUCCUUCUAGUCAUGUCCAAACAUUUGUUAGUCAUUAGCCUCAGCCACAAAACGCACCAACCAUCCCCCCCCCCUUUUUUUUCUACCUCUCGCCUUCCCUAUUCCAGGCCCUCCCUCAUUUUCCACUUUUUUUGUUCUCCUCUUCUUCUCCUGCUCCUACUCCUCCCUCUCACUGAAAGUUUCAUUCUGCAGAGGUUCAGUCUCCUCAGGCCGUGGAUGGGAGAGGGAUGAGAGGACAGAGUUCCAGUCUAAGACACUUUGGAAUAUUGGACUGAAUGAUGAAUGCAGCAGCUCCUCUUAGCUUAUUCUGCACCAACUUCUAAACCUGACAUCUUUUUCCUCCUGUUUUUUUUUUUUUGGCAUCUCCAUGCAACUGGAAAAUGAAUACUGACGCAUCAACUUGCUGACGCUUUGGCUUAUCCUGUGCACUUGUUUUGUGGAGAAGGCGGUGACAUCAUCACCAUCAGACACUCAGCAAUCAUGAAAGACAACUACGGAUAUGAGAACCAGCUUUUUAAAGAGGAGGAGCUCAACGGCGAAGAGGAGGAAAUACCUACAUUCAGAGGUCGCACUCGAGGUGGUUGCGUGAGGUGCCAGCAGAGCCAUUCUCUCCAACUGGCUGUCAAAGUCCUUGCUGCAUUUGUAGCAUUCCUCAUCAUCAUCGUUGCAGUGCUGGCGUCACUUGUAUUUAGGAAGGUCGAGCAUCUCGCUGAAGAAGAAUCAGUCUAUGACAAGAAGAUCACCAGGGCUCAGAAAGUACUAGAAGACCUGAGUAACUGUUCCGGCUGUUUGGAUGUGACUCUGUAUAGCGAGGAGAUCAGCAGACUCAAGCAGGAGUUCGAGGACGUGCAGAAAAUGUUACUAGGACAAGAGCAGGUCCUGGACCAAGCCUCUCAGACCCAAACCAAGCUAACAGCCACCAGCAACCAGCUGAGUCGCGACAUGCAGAGCCACCUGGUGUCCAUCAAACUUCUCAACCAGCUGCUGGAGAGAUACCAAGAUCAGGUGGACGGCUGGAAGGACGUGCUGGAAGAAAGCGAAGAGAAGAUGAAGACUCUGACGGAGGAUCAAUACGAUGUUAAAGCUACAGCACAGCAGGUCAACACCACCGUGGCACUUAGUACCAUGUGGAUUGAUGCCCUGCAGAGAAAAUCAGACGAGGAGACUCUGGUCCUCCAAAAGUUGACCAGCGACUGGCAGAACUACAGUCAGGUUCUCGGCCUGGUCAAAUCCAACACCAGCAGCAAUACGCAAACCUUACGCUCCCUCCAAAACAGCAUCAUAGCAGACCACCAAAGAAUGGUCAUGUCCUCAGAGAUGUACUACGAUCUUAGUCAGCAGGUGAUGAACCUGCAAAUGCAACUGGACAAUGUCACGUCUUUCAUGGAUGAACAUGAGGAGAACAUGCAUGACCUACAUUACCAUUCCAGAUAUUACGAAAACCGGACUGGCGAGCGUUUCUCCGCCUUAGAUGGUCGCCUGAACUCCAUCGAGAUGGAAAUUGACACCAUAUCCUCCAGCAUCAACGCCACCGUCACGCACGUCCAGAGCAUGUACAAGUACAUCAACAUUGAGAGCUCCACCUGCCAGAGUCGCCUGGGAAGACAAACUGAAGAUCUCCAGAACUUAAACAGCAGCGUGCUGUUACUUCUCAAUUCGGCCGACACACUGAGGCAACAGAACAUGUUGCUAAAUAUUCGUCUGGAUGUGGAUGUCAGGAACCUGUCGAUGGUGAUGGAGGAGAUGAAGUUGGUGGACACACACCAUACACAACUGAUCAGUAACUUCACUAUAUUAAGAGGUGCUCCAGGACCACCAGGGCCCAAAGGGAACCGUGGAGAAACCGGCUCCAAAGGACCUGUGGGACUAAACGGGAUAAAAGGUGAUCCUGGCCCAAUAGGAACCCGUGGAUCCCAAGGAGAAAAGGGCUUUUUUGGACCCAAAGGUGCAGCAGGCCAACCCGGCCCUAGUGGCAACAGAGGAGCCUUCGGCAAGGCAGGAAUUAAAGGAUCACCCGGUCAACCGGGACCACGUGGUGAAAGGGGCCAAAAGGGUGAUAGGGGCCCACUUGGUAAACCUGGCACCCCUGGACCAAGAGGUCCGUCAGGUAUCCAGGGCCAGGCCGGACUACCUGGAAUAAUCGGACCGGCUGGGCCUAAAGGAAAACCAGGACCAGCUGGGCCACCUGGACCACCAGGGAUUCCUGGCCCUCCAGGAGAACACCAUCAAGCCAAUACACAGCAGCAAAGCGAACCUGCUGUAGGACCCAAAAGACAAUAAUUGGAUGGAUUAGGUCUGGACAUGACUUUUGAUAGACCUGAUCCGAACAGGACAUUCCCAAUUAAUACUCUAGUCCAGUGAUUUUCAACCUUUUUUGAGCCACGGCAUGUUUUUUUUACAUUGGAAAAAUUUUGUGGCACACCGCUAACCAAAAAUGUUACAAAAUGUCACCACGACCUCACACGUGCAUCAAUAAGUCUAUGGGAGGAACAAGCUAGGUGUUGCCACACGGACCAAUAUUCCAUUGCUCUGCCAGUCUUUACACCACAGACACUCCACAGUAGCCAUGUUUUUACAUCACCACUUUUUCUCUUUCCGAAUGACCUUUCGGGAAACAAUGGUAUCCAUGGAAAGGAAUAUUCCAAUCUCUUGUCUACAUGCGCCGUGAAAAUCAACCAGAAUAGUCAAUAAGGGCAUGCCCAGUAAAACGUAAACAUCAACAUCACGUGAUACCGACUUCCCAGGAGUUUUUCUUUCACUUGUUGGAAUAACUCCGUAUUGCCAGUUUUUCGUCUGUCCAGUCUUGAAAUUUAGUUUGAAUCAAAAACAAACUUUGCUUAGUCCAGUGCCGAUUGCCGGCCUCCAUUUUUAAAAGUGAAGAACGUCUGGAUCUGCGUGUUACGUCAUAUCUGAGCAUGCGCUGAAAGAACGCACCCGGGAUAAAUUUAAACAAAAAAAGAUCAAAUUCAAUCUUGUUAAUAUUUUAUAAUUAAACUCAGGACAUGUUUUAUAUAGACAUAGAUUUUCUUUUUUAAUAAAACUGGAGGCGGCACAGCGGUCGAGUGCUUAGCACGCAGACCUCACAGCUAGGAGACCAGGGUUCAAUUCCACCCUAGGCCAUCUCUGUGUGGAGUUUGUUCUCCCCGUGCAUGCGUGGGUUUUCUCCGGGUACUCCGGUUUCCUCCCACAUUCUAAAAACAUGCUAGGUUAAUUGGCCACUCCAAAUUGUCCAUAGGUAUGAAUGUGAGUGUGAAUGGUUGUUUGUCUAUAUGUGCCCUGUGAUUGGCUGGCCACCAGUCCAGGGUGUACCCCGCCUCUCGCCCAAAGACAGCUGGGAUAGGCUCCAGCACCCUCGUGAGGAUAAGCGGUAGAAAAUGAAUGAAUAAAAGUGGACUUGUGAAUGGCGUAUAGAAGGGUUUAGAUUCUGUUCCACAGAUGGCGCUAAUGCAUACGAAAGCUGCUUGCCAACCGCCAAUAAACAACAGAAGAAGAAAAACACCACGAAGAAGAACGCAGUCUGACAACUUUCCGUUUGAGCGGGUACAAGAUACCUCAAUCGGAUUGGUUAAAGGAAUAUUAUAUUUCCGUUUGAGCAAAUAAACCAAAUGCAAUUGGAAUAUUUGGGUCCAUGUAUACUAUUGACAUAAUGACUAUUGACAUCAUAUUUGCUGAUUAAUAAAUGUUAAUUAUAAAAAGUGAUAAUUGGAUAAUUCCUCACGGCACACCUGACGGUUUCUCAAGGUACACUAGUGGUUGAAAAUCACUGCUCUUAGUCCAUGCUGAUGAAUCAUGGCUGAUAUGAAUGAUCAUUCUUUGCAACUGUUUUUCAGAGCAGGUACUCUGAAGUCAACAUGCAUCUGCUGUGUGAAAUCAAAUUAGUGAGUCCGAUUGAAGAAUUUCACCAUCUGUUGGAAAUCGGGGGUGGGGGGGGAUCAUUUAUAUAUCAGACAUAAAACUACAACUGGUGAGUGUUGUCAUGACAUGCGACUGGCUUGCAUCGAACAAUAAAAGUCGACAUUGAAGUGGUGGUCUCGAUUGUAUCUUGACAUUGUUAUUGUUGCCUCGUGAAGGAAAAGGAGCGGCUUUUAUUAUUAACACAAAACACAUGCCAGGACCCUCCCUUCACAUUUCUGCGGUUUUCCACCAGUUGCUUUCAAAGGACAUUCUUAAAUGACUCUUGCUCUGGGAAUCUUGCCAAAAAUGUACACUUUACACAAUAGUCUUAACAUAGAUUUAGCAUACAUUUCAAGUGACUGGAUGCUGAAGAAUGAUUGCCUUAAACCCGCCAUCAGCAUGAAGUUGUCUUCAUAUCACUUACUGUAAUAUGCGACGGUUCAUGUUUCAGCCACAAUCAACCCUUGGUUCGCUUAAGAAACACAAGGGAAUCAAUCCAGUGUUUAGAUUGGCUCAAGCCUCUUGAUAGUUUAAUUUUUCAGGUCUAUCUGAGCAUUAUUCAAGUGCAAACCUUUUUAAAUGAGUUUCACAUGUCUAACUCAAGAAUGAUGCUCACAGAAAUAACACUUUGCUGCAUAUGGAUGCUGACAAAUGAAAUGGAAGACACUAAUAAAUCAAAUCAAAUAUCUGCAUGCAAUACCCUUGCCUAAAAAACACCCAUAUAGUCCUGCCGCAAGGCAUGCUGGGUAGCUUGUGGUAAUCUUUCUCACAAAAUGUUGUUUUUGUCACAUUUUUGCUUCAGUGCAUAAUGUCUUGAUUAGGUAGUCAGAGGAGUAAACAAGGAGGCGUGAACAUACUAUUGAUGUCCAAUUUUUAUUGUCCAUAGGUAUGAAUGUGAGUGUGAAUGGUUGUGAUUGGCUGGCCACCAGUCCAGGGUGUACCCCGCCUCUCGCCCGCAGACAGCUGGGAUAGGCUCCAGCACCCCCGCGACCCUUGUGAGGAAAAAGCGGUAGAAAAUGAAUGAAUGAAUGAAUGCAUAAUGUGUUGAUUAGGUAGUCAGAGGAGUAAACAAGGAAGCGUGAACAUACUAUUGAUGUACAAUCUUUAUUGUUCAUAGACUACCUAGCAUGCCUUGUGGCUAUUUGGGAAUAACAUUUUUAAGUUACAAGUUAUGUUUAGCGCUUAGUUUUUGAUUUAUGUGAUGUGAUAACCUGCUGCGGAUAUGAUGUGUUCGUUUCGUGGCACCGUGAGCAAGUAUGUCGUUCUGCUUGAUGCCACCUAUUAUAAUAUAGAUGGCACCGCUGCUGAUUUUUUUUAACCCAAUGUGGCACAGGAGUCAAAAAGUUUGCGCACCCCUGGUCUAGACUAACGAAGCCCCCCCCACCCCCCCCCAAAAAAUACUAACAUUAGUACGGGGGUGUCACAUAAUGGAAAAUAAAGGAUGCAAGGGCCACUU